CAGAGUACCGAUACUCCAUAUUCCAUAUACCUUGAGUACCUGCGGAAGAACAUUCGUCACCAAUUGACGCGGAUCUCUCAUUUUAUCCUCUUUAAUCGGCUUAUAUCCAUCCAUGGGUUUCAUCGUCGGGUGCGGUCACCAAGCCUUCCUGCUGCCGAAGACUUUGUCAUCACAUACAUUGAUAUCCAUGCAUUCAGAUGCACCGAAUGA
Molecule: messenger RNA, 210 nt
Organism: Botrytis fragariae
Lineage: Eukaryota; Fungi; Ascomycota; Leotiomycetes; Helotiales; Sclerotiniaceae
Exons: 2
Source: RefSeq, a predicted model, not a curated record